ACAGAAACGGGUUUUCCCCUAUGAACUGUCUUUAGUUACUUCAAAAUUUUAUGAUCUUCUAUAUCUACGAGGUGGAAACUCCAUGCUGUUGUUUCUAUGCAAUAAAGAUAAACCGUUUUGCGGAUUCUCCAUUUUAUUAGGAGCCGUGUUGUUUUCACUGUGACUUAUCUUAUGAUACGUAUAAUUAGAUUACCUAUCAUCAUGCUACUUAUUCUUACGAUCUCAAUAUUUUGUGUCGGAGCAGUUUUCAGUGGUACUUCUUGCCCACCAAGAGAAAGCAUCUAUCCAUGUACUUGUUUCAAUGUUCCACAAGGAAAAAAACUGUUGCACAUCAUUGUAUCAUGUCAAGGGUUGUCAAAUACAGAUUCGUUUUCAACCAUUGUUCCUUCCUUGAAGACAAUGGAGAUUGACGAAUUCUACUUGUAUGAUUCUUUCUGGGAAGCACACCGGCUUGGAGCCGAAGGAGAACGAAAACAAGUUCUACCCCUGGACUGGAUCACUUUUCUAAGGAUCAAAGAAAUGAAAAUUGUGGACACCACUUUAUCAUCUUGCUUUGCAUGCCAAUCAACUCUAACCUGCAGGAACAGCAAGAUGACGAAGUUUAUAGCUGUGAAUAGCUCUAACACAGAAAAGAUUUGUUCGUUGUGUGACACUGGAAGAGGGGAUAAAUAUUCAUGGACCAAUUGCCUUAGCAAGCUUAGCCAUUUCGAAUUCACUGGAGGGAAGCUGAGUACUUUGGGUUCUGAGCUGUUUCCGUUAGCCAUGAGGGAGCUACUUCUCUUGAAUUUGAGCAAUAAUAAAAUAUACAAAGUGGACCCAAAAGUUUUUAGAAACCUUCCGAAACUUAAAUACUUGGAUUUAUCUCACAAUAUUAUUGAAAGACUGGAUAAUCUUUUUAACACUCCAAUGGCAAGUUUGGAAUUUCUUGACGUAAGCUGGAAUAAUAUAAUGACAAUUGGCCCAAAUUUGUUUCCACUUCUGCCUGCGUUGAAAAAAUUUAAUGCUGGUUAUAAUACCAUAGUUGAUCUCAAAGAAAAGGAUUGGAAGGAGGUUCCAUGGCUUCUUAGAGAGAUUGACCUCAGAGGCAUAAGCGUGCCCUACACUGGUAUGAAGUUUCGGUUUUUUACCAUGGGAGAAUGUAACUUUGAUCAAAGUGCUGAGAUGUCCAUGCGAAGAUCUAAGUUAAGGGUUCCAAACUGGAUCAGAGUUGAUCCCCUGAGUUGGGGGUCGGCAGCUGAAUAUUCGUGGACAAUUAAUCGCUACAAUAAAGAUUCUGUUGAUUACAAGAAGAAAGAGGCCGUAUGA
Messenger RNA from Stegodyphus dumicola, 1305 nucleotides. RefSeq lists its product as uncharacterized. The record is from RefSeq and is a predicted model, not a curated record. Gene Ontology annotation, molecular function: protein binding. NCBI's taxonomy places the organism in Eukaryota, Metazoa, Arthropoda, Arachnida, Araneae, Eresidae.